This is a messenger RNA of Trematomus bernacchii (emerald rockcod), 3373 nucleotides long. RefSeq names its product scinderin like b (gene scinlb). Bases 109 to 2277 code for a protein of 722 amino acids. The transcript has 17 exons. Gene Ontology annotation, molecular function: phosphatidylinositol-4,5-bisphosphate binding; actin filament binding. Gene Ontology annotation, cellular component: actin cytoskeleton; cytoplasm. Gene Ontology annotation, biological process: actin filament severing; actin polymerization or depolymerization; barbed-end actin filament capping. The record is from RefSeq and is a predicted model, not a curated record. NCBI's taxonomy places the organism in Eukaryota, Metazoa, Chordata, Actinopteri, Perciformes, Nototheniidae.
CUGCUUCUUUACUACACAUUAAAACAUAAAGACACUCACUCCCACACUAACCUCCAUCCGACUGUGUGCUUCUCUCUCCUGUCUGAUUCUUUUCGCAAACGAGCCGUCAUGGUGUGCCAUAAGGAGUUUGCUGCUGCAGGGAAGCAGCCCGGCCUGCAGGUGUGGCGGAUCGAGAACCUGGACUUGAAGCCGGUCCCCAAAGCUCUGCACGGCAGCUUCUUCACCGGGGAUGCCUACCUGCUGCUCUUCACCACCUCCGCCCCCUCAUACAACAUACACAUGUGGCUGGGAGACGAGUGUUCACAGGAUGAGAGUGGAGCGUUGGCCAUCUUUUCCACACAGCUGGAUGACUUCCUGGGUGGUGGGCCGGUGCAGUACAGGGAGCUGCAGAACUGCGAAUCCAACACCUUCCUGGGGUACUUCAGGUCAGGAAUCAAGUACCAGAAAGGGGGCGUGGCUUCAGGAUUCCAGCAUGUGGUGACCAACGACUCCAACGUGAAGCGCCUGCUGCACAUCAAGGGCCGCCGGGCCAUCAGGGCCACCGAGGUGGACAUGUCCUGGAACAGCUUCAACAAGGGGGACUGCUUCAUCGUGGACCUGGGCAAGGACGUGUACCAGUGGUGUGGCAGUGAGUGCAACCGCUUCGAGAGGCUGAAGGCCGCCGAGGUCAGCCUCGGCAUCCGAGACAACGAGAGGAACGGCCGAGCCAAGGUGCACAUGGUGGAGGAGGGGGAGGAGCCUGCAGCCAUCAUAGAGGCUCUGGGGCCCAAAACCGCCAUAGCUCCCAGCAGCAUGGACGAUGAUAAGGUGGACACCUCCAACAAGAAGAAGGGUGCCCUCUUCAUGGUGAGUAAUGUCUCUGAUGCCACCGGCGUGGUGAAGGUGACGGCUGUGGCUCCGUCCAGUCCCUUCAAACAGGCCAUGCUGUCUCCUGAGGAGUGCUACAUCCUGGACAACGGGGUCGACAAGAACAUCUUCGUUUGGAAAGGUCCCAAGGCUAACAAGACAGAGCGUAAAGCAGCCAUGGCAACAGGCCAGCAGUUCAUCAAAGACAAGGGAUACUCCAACAAGACCCAGAUCCAGGUUCUUCCUGCAGGAGCCGAGACCACCAUGUUCAAGCAGUUCUUCUGCGACUGGAAGGACAAAGACGAGACCACGGGCCCCAGCAAGGCCUACACCAUCGGCCGCAUCGCCAAGGUGGCCCAGGUGCCCUUUGACGCCUCCUCCCUGCACUCCAACAAGGCCAUGGCCGCCCAGCACGGCAUGGUGGACGAUGGCAAGGGCAAGGUCCAGAUUUGGCGUGUUGAGGGGGAGAGGGUGCCAGUGGACCCCUCCUCUUACGGUCACUUCUACGGUGGAGACUGCUACCUGAUCCUGUAUAGCUACAGGCUGGGGGCCCGCGAGCAGCACCUCAUCUACACCUGGCAGGGGCUGAAGUGCACAGUGGAUGAGCUGGCCGGCUCAGCGUUCCUCACAGUGAAGCUGGAUGACUCAAUGGGAGGAUCCCCCGUUCAGGUGAGAGUGACUCAGGGCCAGGAGCCCCCCCACCUGAUGAGCCUGUUCCAGGGAAAGCCCAUGAUCAUCCACAGCGGGGGAACGUCCCGUAAAGGGGGUCAAUCUCAGAGCGGCACCACCCGCCUCUUCCACAUCCGCCAAAGCUCCUCCAGUGCCACCCGGGCGGUGGAGGUCGAGGUCUCUGCUUCCAACUUGAACACCAACGAUGUGUUCGUGCUGAAAUCCCAGAGCGGCCUGUUCGUAUGGAAGGGCGUGGGGGCCAGUGAUGAGGAGAUGGAUGCAGCCAAGCACGUUGUUGGCUUCCUGGGGGGCAAUCCCACCCAGGUGUCAGAGGGCAAGGAGCCAGGUGAUUUCUGGUCUGCUCUCGGCGGCAAGAAGACUUACCAGACGUCCAAGAGUCUGCAGAACGUAGUCAAGCCCCCACGUCUGUUUGGCUGCUCCAACAAAACUGGAAGGCUUAUUGUGGAGGAAGUACCAGGGGACUUCACUCAGUCAGACCUGGCCACUGAUGAUGUCAUGCUCCUGGACACCUGGGACCAGAUCUUCCUGUGGGUCGGCAACGAUGCUAAUGCAGAGGAAAAGAAUGGAGCUCCUAAGAUAGCUAAAGAGUACGUGGACUCAGACCCGUCCGGUCGCAGGGGGCUGCCCAUCACCACCGUCAGACAGGAGGCCGAGCCCCCCACCUUCACCGGCUGGUUCCAGGCCUGGGACCCCAAGAUGUGGGAGACAGAUCCCUUCGACAGAAUCCGUGCACGUUUCUAAAAACACAAAAUUCCCCAAGCUCUUUCCACCUAUCUGACUCCUUAGCUGGCUAGCACGUUCUAUUGCCAUUUAUUUUAACCUCAAUCCCUAAGUGCCAAAAACAAAGUUAUCAUCAGGUUGAAUGGCAGCCUCUAUAUGCCUUGGUCAUGUGCAGAGCAUCGGACUUCAUAACAGUAUCAUCAGUAUCAUCAGUAUCACAUCAGUAGUCAAAUGACUUCCUGUUGCUACAUCAUUUGUAAUUGAUAACGUGGUUUAUUGAUCUGUUGCACCCUAUAGCUAAUUUGUAUCUAAGCCACUAUCAAGAAUUAGUCUAUUUGCCAGCUUAUAGAGUCCUACUGUGAACCCGGAAAUGUUAAGUACAACAAAGUUUUAUGUUAGAAAUGAAGAGUAAAUAUAGCCAUAUAGUAAAAUGGCAGUUUUAACCAGAAAGUGACCAUAUUUUUACUGAGCUGAUUUUGAAGUAUUUUGGGUUGAUUUGAAAGUUUUAGGGAACUUAAAACUGCCAUAUUUGACCCUAAACAUUUCUUAAAUUGAUUCAGCAUCCUCAAUAUGUCAGAAACCACACCAAAAAUGUGCAAAUCGGCCGGGCCAUUUUUGUACUAUUGUCUGCGUAUGCUAAUGAAUGCUAAUGAAUGCUACUUAUGCAAAUUGCCCAACAUAUGCAAGUUAGCAUCCGACAGUUUCUAUGUGCUGGGGACCCGUACUGUACAUUUCUAUCAUAUAAUUUUGGGGUACUCACACUGCUGGCAAGUAGACUAAAUAGGAACAAUUGGAAAGGAAGUCAUUUCAGGGAGCCGGAGAUCCUCUGCUUCUCUCUUUCACUUCAGAAGACACAAUCAUGCUUUCCUUUCAGUCUGUCUUCAAAGUUUUGUUUUUUUCAUAGACUCCAUUACUUUGCGGUGUUUACAUGUGUUGUGUUUUAUUUGGUACUGAAUAGUUGUACACUUGCUAUAAGUUGCAUGUUGCAUUGUUUUUAAAUCAUAUCCUGUGCUUGUGAAUUUUUAAAAGGCGAACAGCGGCGUUUCCGCUGUCUUUAUUACUUGACCCUGAAAUGCUAAAUGGAUGGCUUUUAAAUAAAAACUCCCAGUAUUUCAAA